This is a messenger RNA of Phragmites australis (common reed), 1670 nucleotides long. RefSeq lists its product as uncharacterized. The record is from RefSeq and is a predicted model, not a curated record. Gene Ontology annotation, biological process: protein N-linked glycosylation; N-acetylglucosamine metabolic process. Gene Ontology annotation, cellular component: membrane. Bases 320 to 1414 code for a protein of 364 amino acids. The transcript has 2 exons. Lineage: Eukaryota; Viridiplantae; Streptophyta; Magnoliopsida; Poales; Poaceae. Gene Ontology annotation, molecular function: beta-1,4-mannosylglycoprotein 4-beta-N-acetylglucosaminyltransferase activity.
UCAUUAAACUUCUACGGAGAAAAUUGACCUCGUCCUCAUCCACUAAUACAGAAAUUUCCCGUCGGAGAACGGGGAUUAAAUGAGACAAGGGGGAUGCGGAAGCAGGAGGAGGAGGGCGGGCGGUGUAGAGGAGGAGGCGGAGCGCGCCACAGAUUGAGCUUUCCGUGUUCCUCGUCGUCUUCUUGCGUCUCUUCUUCGUCGUCCUCUUCGUCCUCUUCCCUGAGGUUACAUUCGGCUUUGGACAUUCACCACGUUCCCUAGCAAGAGAGAGUAUUAGACUCACCCAUUUCUUCUUCUGUCGUAGACAUAAGACCUUCUCAUGGCCAGAGACUUGUCUCAUCCACCUGUAACUAGACGAAAAUUUCUGCCGUACAAGUUCCUGAUACCUUUUGUUCUGGUUCUUUCCGUGUCCGUUAUUGCUGUCACCCAGUAUUUCCAAAGUAUCUCCUACCUUCUGCGGCCUCUGUGGGACAAACCACCAACACCAUUCACCCGCAUACCGCACUACUAUGCCCCCAACAUCUCCAUGCCACGGCUGUGCCAGCUCCAUGGUUGGGGCAUCCUUCCUACCCCUCGUCGUGUCUUUGAUGCCAUCCUCUUCAGUAAUGAACUUGAUAUUCUGAAAAUCCGCUACCAUGAGCUCCUUCCAUAUGUUGACAGGUUUGUCAUCCUUGAGGCCAAUGCCACCUUCACCGGCAUGCCAAAGUCACUCUCUUUCUUUGAAAACUUCAACCAUUUUGCAUUUGCUGGAUUCAAGAUUGUCUACGACAGGCUUUCUAUUGGAGAUCUGGGUCCUGAUUCUAACAGGCAGCCCUUCCACGUAGAGGCGUAUCACCGUCGUGCGCUUAAUAUGCUGAUACGAAGAUCAGGCAUUGCUGUGGGGGAUGUCUUGAUCAUGGCUGAUGCCGAUGAGAUCCCUAGCCCCGAAACCGUUCAGCUGCUCAAGUGGUGUGACGGAAUACCACCAGUCAUGCAUCUUGAGCUGAAGAACUAUAUAUACUCCUUUGAAUUUCCUGUGGAUUACAACAGCUGGAGGGCGACAGCGCAUCUGUUCACCGAGCGCACACUGUAUCGCCACUCCCGUCAGAGCAAUCUAAUCCUGGCUGAUGCUGGCUGGCAUUGCAGCUUCUGCUUCAGGGGCAUCAAGGAGUUUGCUUUCAAGAUGAAGGCAUACAGCCACGCAGACCGGGUGAAACAGCAAAGCUUCCUAAAUCCAGACAGAAUCCAGAAGAUCAUAUGCAAUGGUGAGGACCUCUUUGACAUGCUACCUGAAGAGUACACAUUCAGGGACCUCUUCAAGAAAAUGGGGCCGAUACCGAAGUCUGCAUCUGCUGUGCACCUGCCUUCCUAUUUGAUCAAGAACGCAGACAAGUUCAAGUUCUUACUUCCUGGCGGAUGCUUGAGAUCAGAGUAGAUCAGAGAUGUAGCUUCGUUAGUCAAACAGUAUUUCUUUUAGCUGCAAUACUGUUGUUUAUGCGAAAAAUGGUUUUUCCUCAUUUGACUUGAAAUAGUAUUAGUUUUAGAUAGAGUGGUAGAAACUUUUUUGGUGUGUGUAUGAGAAACUAUGGGAAUUUCGACCAUGUAUUGUAGUGAUGGGCUGUUCAACCCCCGAGUUUACAGCAAGCAAUAUACAGGUAAAAGGCGAUAGAAACCACCGCCUUUUGGGUUCA